AUGGAUAUGUCGCCUGACGCCCUGCUGCUCAUCUUCAUUUACGCAACCGAUCCAAGCCCACAAUUACCAGCCGUAUCCCAAGUAUGUCGGCCUUGGCGGGCCGUUUCUUUAUCCAUACCCUCACUCUGGACCCACAUCUCCCUCGACCUUCGGCGCAAGACCUCACGUUCGAAAGGUUUCCUCUCCUUCCUCUCCACCCUCCUCGCUCGCUCAGAGAACGCGCCGCUUGUCGUCUGGAUUGCCGUGUCCGACUCCAGGCACCCCGCACUCGACACCCUUGUACGCCAUUCCAAUCGAUGGCGGACAGCUGCAAUGCACGCUCCUGUGGGCGUGAUCAGCACGUUGCGGGGAGUACGAGGACGCCUGGAGUGCUUGGAGACCCUGGAGCUGACGGUGGGCGCUGCUUCUGACGCUACGGAAAGCGUGGUUUAUGACAUGUUUCAAUUUGCGCCGAGCCUCCACAAGGUGUGCAUUCGCAGCGAACGCCCCGUGGUGUUCGUCCUUCCAUGGGCGCAGUUGACCCACUACGAUGAUGCUCAAGGAGGGCACGGCGAUGUGAUAGCGUCCCUAACCUCUAUCAAGGAGUUACGUACGACAUGGCGGGCGCCUAAUUCUUCUAACGACACUCUUAUGACACUUAACGACCUCGACAAACUCGAUAUCACCUUCUUUUACCUCUCUCAUCGCGAUUUCUUCGAACGGUUGGUGCUACCAAACGUGAAGGAAAUAAUCAUCAAGGACCACGCCGGCACUCCUGUAUUACCCCUUACCGCCAUGCUAUCCCGAUCUCCGUCUCCGAUCCUCCUCCAGAAAUUGACCUUCCACACUGAAUUCAACAAACCCGGCCAAUUGACAUCGCUUCUCCAACUCGUACCACAUCUGCAAGAACUCAACAUCUGCUUGCCCCCCAUUGACGACCUGACCAAUUUCAUAUACUUCUCCGAACAGAGCCAGCUGGUCCCUAAUCUUCAGAAACUCCGCUUCGUCGCAAAUUCUGUCCGUGAGAGCAGCGCCAUUCUUCGUCCGCUUGCAUUUACGCGGUGCGAGUGGGAAGGCGAUGAUUUAUGGAAUGAGUACGACAUUAAGCCGCCACAGCGAACUACGCUGCUCAGCUCGUUCGUCAUUGCCUUUCGGGAGCCGCAGAUCCAUUGCGAGGAGAGGGAAUACCUGGAGGUUCCUCGUCCUAUUCUGGACGGAGCGGCCGAUAAGGAGUGUCUGAACCUCUUGUGGUACUGGCGCCAACAGAUUUUAGAUGCAAUGCCUUGGAUUGCCGAAGCAACCGUUGAGCGCAAGCGAUCUUUGACUGCGCGGCAGCUCCGCUUCCUCGACAGGAUGUUCUCUUCAGUCGAACAUUUCAACCCAACCAAUGUUCAGCACCUUCAUACCACUCGUCUUCAUUUGACUUUGGAUCUCCUCAGGAGUUAUCGACCGUCGCAUAUUCCAGGAAAUAAGAAAUAUCACUUUCAACGUCGGGCUGACAAGAUCUUGGAACGUUGGUCACCUCUCCUCCUCAGCGACAUCGAGAACCGUCAAUGGGCGCUGCAAGGCCACGACACUCUCGUUUACAUUCCGUUGGGUGACCAAGACGCGGUCGAUCAAAACGGUCUCGCAAGGUACGAAGCCAGCGGUUGGGGAACCAUAAACGAUGAUUCGACGAUAGCACCAUGGCUGGAUCUUCCGCCUACACCUCCCCCGAAAUCAGCCACACAUUCCAAGUUCAGCAGCUCGUCGAAAACACUAGGUUUCGGCCCGAAAGCUUCGUUUGCAUCAUUGGUGUCGCUGGGGCAGAGCAGCUCGCGGAAUGGACAAUCCCAAAGCACCCUUCACCUACCCGAGUCAAAACGACGCUCAGCCGAUGACGGCGACUCCUCAAGAACCCUUGUCUACAGCGGCUCUUCGACUAACUCUGGCGAAAUCCGCAAGGCCAAAUCUUCCAUAUUUUCCAAGCUUAAAUCUCGGCCAAGCAAAGCACAUCUACGCAACGAUUCGGACGAUGCAGUGCACCCAUCUCUCCUUCCCCCUGUACCCCCUCUGCCAGCCGAACGGGGGAUGAACAACCUCCUGAAUACCUUCGUAUCACCAUCACUUUCGGCGCCUCCAGGAAAGAAGGACAAGAAAGGGAAGAAGAAAUCCAAUGGCCAUGUUCCACCGACCCCGCCCCCAAAGGGCGAAGAAGAAUUCAAAAUCGACCUUGACUUCGAACACAUGGACGGGAUCGUGAACAUGAACCUGGCAUCGACGUCAGGGCCCUCGCGGGACCCAAGCUCACCGAGCAGCGGAUUCGACUCAGCACACAGCUAUUCCGACCACAGCUCGCACCACCAGCACACGUACAGUUUUCUGCCGCCGUCAGAGUUUAGCGACCCCUUCUCGACCACUUCACUGCAAGACAAACGUAAGGGCAUCAUGCCUGGAGUUGAUUUUCGCAGAGUAUCGCCAAAGACACCCAUGCCUCCACGGCCAACUGCGUCCACGUCGUCCGGUCCCGGAAGUCCCACUUGGGUCGCCCCAGAGAGUUGGGCAGUGGAAAAGGGGACAGAGGACCCGUACAACUCUACGACCAAUGGAGACGUCUCCGAAGUGCACGACUCCGACUCAGAUUUGAGCAACGAAGGAGCCUUGAUCCCGAUAGGACGGCGAAGAGAGGACUCUCUCCGACCGAACGGCAAGAGCAAGGACCCCGCGUCAGCGUCAUUCUCGUCAAUAUCGUCGACCAUGACGGUUAAGAGGGUGUCACGACCAUCAUUACGCGGGCUACCUCAACAGCCCCCUCCAGGUUUCUCGUACAAGAUGCGCAUACAUCGGCAGAAUAACACCUAUCACGUAGUCGCCAUCGGCCUGGAUACGACAGUGGCUAUGUUCAGUCAGAAGUUGAGCAAGAAGUUGAAGCCGGAAGAGGAUCGCGUCCAGCACAACUUGUACAUGAAGGAACAAGGAAGAGAGCGAAUAUUGGGUCAGAACGAAUGUCCAGCGCAGAUCGUCAAGCUGAGGAUGGAACAGGCUGGGUACGACUUUGAGGAUGGGCUACAUUUGCUAGGGGCAGAGAGUUUAGGAAUUUUGCUACGCUUCGUAUAUAAAAGCCAGCUUCUUGCAGGGGAGGAACAAAUCCCAUUCGACACCUUUGCCUUCGUGGAUUUGUCUGGCCGAGGACUCCGUACAAUACCGGUCAUCCUACACCAACACGCCGAUUCCAUUAUAUCCCUCCGCCUUUCGCGAAACCCCAUGCUCGAAAUUCCCCUCGACUUCAUUCAAUCAUGUACAACUCUCCGCGAGCUCCGCCUAACGCACAUGUACAUGAAGAAAGUGCCUCAAAGCCUUCGAUACUCCACCACCUUACACCGCCUUGACCUUUCCUCCAAUUGCAUCAAAGACCUUGAAGAAGCCUAUCUGGACCAUAUCCAAGGUCUCCUCGCCCUCAUUGUGCAAAACAAUCGGCUCGAGAAGUUACCAUGGCACUUCCCUCGUCUACGAUCCUUGGUCACUUUGAACAUCUCCAACAACAAGUUCCGCAAAUUUCCUUCCGUCCUAAUCAGCAUGGAGAACCUCCGCGAACUCGACAUCUCGUUCAACAUGAUCACAGAACUGCCCGACGACAUUGGUCGCCUUAAGACGCUCGAACGGUUUAUUCUUGUCGGAAAUCAAAUAUCCAAGUUCCCCGAUGACUGUUCUGGUUUGGUUAGUCUGCGAAUGCUGGAUUGCAGACGCAACCAGAUCUCGGACUUGUCAUCCGUGUGCAUGCUACCGCAGCUCAACAGUCUCAGCGCGGACCACAACAUGGUGCACGCCUUGGAUCUAUCGCUCGGAGCACAUUUGACAACUUUGGAUGCUUCACACAACGACAUUACACAACUGUCGCUUGUGCCGGGUCCUAUGGGCAAGCUGCCAUACGCGUUGACCUCGUUGGACCUCUCCUACGCCAAACUGUCGUCUUUGGACGAUCUCGCCCUCAGUCAGCUAUCGUCGCUGCGUACACUCAAACUCGACCACAACUCAAUUCGCUCGAUACCUGAGAGCCUUGGCGAGCUCAAGUGGCUCGAAACAUUGUCAUGUACUGACAACAAACUCGACGCCCUGCCGUCGAAUAUCGGCAAUCUCCAGCGACUGGAGGUGCUCGACGCGCACAACAACAGCCUAACAGAGCUACCUCAAUCAUUGUGGAACUGUGCCAGCCUGAUGAAGAUCAAUGUCACUUCGAACUUCCUCGGCGGCUGGCACGACCCUCCUGUCAUGUCAAUGCAGGAGUCGCCAGUUGUUGAAACCGACCUCGCAUUCAUCGACAUGGGUAGGAAGACAUCGACAGCUUCGAUCACAUCGACUCGGAACCUACCGCCGCUCGUGCAUUCUCUCGACAAGCUCUACCUCGGAGAGAAUUGCUUCACGGACAACGUCAUUCAUCCGUUGAUGAUCUUCAAGGAGCUCAAAGUGCUUAAUUUGUCGUUCAACGAAAUUCAAGACCUACCCCCGAACUUCUUCCGGAACAUGACGCAACUUGAAGAGCUUUACCUUAGUGGCAAUAAGCUGACGAGCAUCCCUGUUGAAGACUUCCCAAGGCUGACGAAACUGACAACGUUGUACCUCAAUGGGAACAAGUUGCAUACCCUCCCACAAGAGCUCGGCAAAGUUUACAACUUGACGAUCUUGGAUGUAGGCAGCAACGUCUUGAAGUAUAAUAUCAACAAUUGGGAGUUCGAUUGGAAUUGGAACUUCAAUACGAACUUGAAGUACCUUAACCUAUCAGGGAACAAGCGUCUGGUAAUCAAGGCGGAAGGAAAGCGUCCACACGAGGUUGCAUCUUCGAGGAUGAGCCGCUAUCUAGAUGGACCCGAGCUUUCCACACCUAUGCUCUCAGGCUUCACCAAUUUGACGCAGCUGAAGGUUCUCGGUCUCAUGGAUGUGACGAUUACAACCACUGCCAAGGAUGCCUCAGUCGACAUCCCUGACGAGAAUGCCGAUCGUCGAGUUAGGACCUCGUCGUCUUCGAUCUGCGGGAUGGGGUAUGGUAUUGCCGAUUCCUUAGGCAAGGACGACCAUCUUACGAUGCUCGAUCUCGUCUAUGAGCCUCCUUUGCAGAAGAGCGAGGGCGAGGUCGUCUUCGCCAUGUUCGGUCGAACGCACCCCUCCAAGCACAUCAAGCCCGGCUCGAGCCCGAAUAAACUGGCGAAAUACAUCCACAGCAGUUUCAUGCGGGUGUUUAUGACUCAGUUGGGUGCGGUCUAUGACAAGCAGGCAAGAGAAGGGGUUCCGGAGGAACUACGGAGAGAAGGGAUUCCCAAAGCACUACAUUGGACAUUCCUCAAGCUCAACCAAGACCUCCGUGAAUCGCUGCACCAUGCUCCGAGGAAGAAUUCUCAGGCGAGCACCACCACCCAGCAGGGUGCGGAUGCACAAUAUACCCGUACGGGCGUUUCUGGCAUAGCCUUAUACUUCUUCGAAAAGACCAUUUUUGCGGCAAACGUCGGUGAUGCGCUGGCGGUUGUUUCACGGCAGGGCGUAUGCCACGAGAUUUCGAGGAAGCACGACCCUUACGACCGUUUGGAGACCGCUCGAAUACGUGCCGCGGAGGGAUUUGUCUCGCCACCUGGGUUGGUCAACGACGAUGUAGAUGUCUCACGGGCCUUCGGGUACUACCAACACUUCCCUCCAAUCAACGCCCGCCCGGACAUUUUCGUUUAUGACCUAACCGACAUGGACGAGUUCGUCAUCGUUGCGAAUAGCGGUCUGUGGGAUUUCGUCCCUUUUCAGACGGCGGUCGACAUUGCACGAACGGUUAUGAGGACAGAACGACCUGAUCCUAUGUUGGCUGCCCAAAAACUGCGCGACUUCGCUAUUAGCUACGGGUCCGAGGGCACGACGAUGAUCAUGGUUAUUUGGGUUGCCGAUCGUGUUAACGCCAGUCGAUCUCGCCAACCAACACUCGACUCCAUCGUCGACCCCCAGGCCUAUCGUGCAAGAAGGAAGGAUGAGGUGCGGGAUAAGAUCAUCAACCGGCUUAAUGGAGAAGUGCCACCACCCAUUGGGCAUGUCACGCUCGCUUUCACCGAUAUUCGAAACUCGACACACCUUUGGGAAGUCAACCCAGGAAUGCCCACAGCCAUGCGCCUGCAUAAUCAUCUGCUUCGACGCCAGCUCCGGUUUUGUGGAGGAUACGAGGUGAAAACUGAAGGAGAUGCCUUCAUGUGCUCUUUUCCGACAGCGCUUGCCGCCGUUUGGUGGUGCCUCUCUGUUCAGGUUGAACUCCUUCAAGAGCAGUGGCCUCUCGAAAUCCUCGAGUGUGAAGAUGGCAAGCCCAUUUACGACGAAGACGGCCGUCUCAUCGCCCGUGGUCUCUCUGUCCGCAUGGGUAUCCAUAGCGGCAUGCCAGUAUGCGAGACGGACGUCAUCACCCGUCGGAUGGAUUACUUCGGACCUAUGGUUAAUCGCUCAGCCCGGAUCAACGGCUGCGCACAGGGCGGCCAGAUUAUGUGCAGUAACGACAUCAUCCGCGAAAUCAACGCGAAGGUGAAGGAGAUUGAGGAAGAGACCGAGUAUUCGAAGCUCCAGAGCCCUCAGGCUGUCGAAGCCAUCCGCAGACUAGACCCCGUUAUCAUCCCUAUAGGCGAAGUGAAGCUCAAGGGCAUUGAGCUGCCAGAAGUUCUCUCAGCCAUCUAUCCUGCGGGGUUGCAAGGGCGGCACGAGUUGAAGGACGUUCCUUCUGACACUACGGCUUCGGGAUCGCGUGUGCAGUUCAGUAGCGCCCAGAUGCGAGAGCUGGGGGUUCUGUGCUUGCGCAUCGAAGCACUCUCAUCUGGGCGUAUCUUCAAGGCACUGCCAGAUCGCAAAGGGAGUAUCCAGUCAAACCCGGAGUUCGAAGAGCGGGAAGAUUCUUCGUCGAUAUUCUAUGGCGAUCCGAACAUCCUGCUUCCUCCUGUAACCGACCUUUCUACCGAUUCCGACCUGAUGAGCGUACUCGAUUCGCUCAUUCUCCGCAUUGAAAACGCCAUCGCCUCCAUCGCCCAACGGUAUCAACUCCCAUCGUCGAAGUCCUCUGAAAACCCUUCCGAGUCACUGCUGGAUGCUCUGAACGAGGAUGGCGUCCUCGACGAGGAGACUAUUGAGUAUAUUGCGUCCAUUUUACGACGUCGCUAG
Molecule: messenger RNA, 7125 nt
Organism: Cyclocybe aegerita
Lineage: Eukaryota; Fungi; Basidiomycota; Agaricomycetes; Agaricales; Hemipholiotaceae
Source: the annotation of a GenBank genome assembly